Messenger RNA from Cryptotermes secundus, 3037 nucleotides. RefSeq names its product F-box/LRR-repeat protein 2. NCBI's taxonomy places the organism in Eukaryota, Metazoa, Arthropoda, Insecta, Blattodea, Kalotermitidae. The coding region runs from base 483 to 1052 and encodes 189 amino acids. Gene Ontology annotation, molecular function: protein binding. Gene Ontology annotation, biological process: SCF-dependent proteasomal ubiquitin-dependent protein catabolic process. The record is from RefSeq and is a predicted model, not a curated record. Gene Ontology annotation, cellular component: SCF ubiquitin ligase complex. The transcript has 2 exons.
GUGAUGGACAACAGAACGCUCAUUGUAUAGCAUCCGCCGAGGUAUAAAUAGUCCCGCGUGGACAAGAAGCAGUCAGAUCAGGAGUCAAAAAAUUCAGCAGCACUGAAGAUUGUCUGUUUGACAUCAUCACAGCGACACUUCAUCGCGCCAGAUUCGGGGUUGGAGCGAUAAUCAUUAGUGUGCUGUAGGAUCGAGCAGAUCGGAGGAGCAGAUCGACUGGAAGUCAAGUGGUUAUUAGCAGUGUAUCAUUGAGAUAGGACAGGACUGGUUUGAAAAAGGUGAGAUUGGUUGACCCAGUGACAGGAUUCUUCAAUUCAUUCUUUGUCAAGUCAGGAGAACAGCUGUGUGUUAGGAGGUCGGAUUGAUCAUUGAGCAACAUUGCUUGUGGAUUCAGUGCGGGCAGUGAGUUGUGUCUUACUAUCUUCUAGUCGUAUACGUCAGUACUCGGCUGGGUUGUUGAAUCUGUAAGUGCCGAGCCAGAGAUGGCUGGCGUCCCUGUGCCGGGGUACCAGGCAUUCUGGGCCGGAAAACGUGCCGCUCUACAGGCCGAAUUUAAAGAAAUUAUUAUGCAAUACCCCGAUGCCAAAAUAAAAUACAAGCGCUUAUUCGACAUCCUGUGCAGCAUUGAGGACGUGGCCGGCUUCACAACUGCUGCGAUUGGAGAAAGUGCAGAAUGGGCGGCAAUAGUCAGCGCCGCCGACGACAAUAGGAUUAAUUACUGCAAGGCCCUCUCCGGCAAGACGCUGUUCAGUGCGCUGUAUGGAAAUUAUACAGUUACGCUGAACGAGCUGAAGUCCCUGAUAAAGGCCAGCGCAUCAGGCACAAUUAUUCCAGCCCGGGUGGAAGGCUUCAAAGAAGUCCGGAGGAGGAAACGACAGAGUACCGCUGAAUUCGCACCGACUCCUAAGAAAACAACGGCAGCCGUCGAAAGGAAUCCCAAAACAGAGGUUGCCACCAAAAUCUACUUCGCCCCCCUCAGGGAGGCAACGAUGGAGACAGACACUUCUGGUGCAGAAGCCACUACACUGGAGGAGGAAACCAUAGUCUGGUGACUGUGGAGCUGUUCUCCCCUCACCCCUCCACAAUGGCUUCUGGGAAACAUUUUACAGAUUUACCAGAUGAGCUGUUGCUGAUAAUUUUCUCAAACUUGAGUAUUGAAGACCUUGCAAUGUCUGUACAACAUGUUAAUUCACACUGGAAGAAUGUCUCACAAGAUGAUUCACUAUGGGAAUACCAAACCUUUAGUCCUGGGUGCAAGAUGAGCGAUGAGGAAAUAUCAAGACAUCUAAGGAAUAUGCCAGCACUACGAUCGUUCUGUCCAAGUCGAGGAACAAACACGAAAGUCGUUGAUACACUGUGCAAAUACUGUAGAGAUAUUCGACACAUAUACUUCGGAUAUUCCCACAAGCUGCGUAAUUCAACAUUGCAUCAGAUUCUUAAAAAAUUUCCCCAUAUAGAGAAGCUCGUUAUCCCUCUCCCCAAAGAAACAGAUCAAUUAUAUUUUGCAGAUCUAGUGGCACAGUUUCAAAAAUUGACAACAUUAAGUUUUACCAGUCACUGUGUUUCCACAGUUUCAAAUGGGGUACUAAGAGCAAUUGCUGAUGGAUGUCCAUCUCUACAAUGCUUAGAUCUAGGAUUUGGGAUAUUCCAAAAUCAAGAUGUUGAAUACUUUUUGGAAAAAAAGGGACAACAGCUUUUGUCGUUCUGUUAUAGAGGCUACAUGUCAAAUGUAGCCCACAGAUUCUUGACAGAAUGUGCAAACCUGGAAUAUCUCAUUUAUGAACAUUGUAAUGAUGAUCUGCCAGGUACAGACAUACACUGUCUCUCAAACUUGUCACAAAUGCGCAAUUUGACACUUAUAGCUAUUAAAGAAGGUCAGACACGAAAUGUAUCCACCAUAUUUAAGAAUGAGUCAAUGUCUAAAUUAAUUACUUUAUGCUUAUAUAACUCUAAUGAUUUUGAUGGUUCAUCAUUAACUGUGAUUUUGAAAAACUGCCCUCAACUCCAAAGACUUACUGUUGAAGACUGUGCACUUACAGAUUAUGGUUUCCAGUAUAUUGGUAACUGUAAGAAUCUACAAUUUCUUGAUACUGCUGGUUGUUCUUUAAUCACAGACAAAAGCAUGGAAUAUGUUGGUGCUGGAUGUCCAAACCUCAGUCAUCUUCGUGUUGCAGAUUGCUACAAGCUGACAAACAAAGGCACUGAAUAUGUUUGCUCAGGCUGUCAGAAACUCAAGUACCUUAGUAUUCAAAAUUGUCCUGAAAUGACAGAUGAUGUCAUGGAACACAUAUUCAAAAGCAAACAACUUGAGGUUCUUGAACUUUCAUGCAAUUCUCAUCUAUCAGGAAUUAAUUUUCAUCUGAUUCCAUCCACUCUUGUCCAUUUGACAGAACUCCAUGUUCAAGAUUGUAGUUCAUUAGAUAAGAAAUGUAUGGAAAAACUUAAAGAAGAAAUGCCACAGCUGUUAAUUGCAGGAAUUUAUACCAGAAAUAAGGAAACUGAUGUUAACCUAGGCGAUGCAAAUUUCUUCAUUUCUCAGUUACUGUGAAAAUGGUGUGUGUAGUGAAGUAAAAUGUGGUGGUCUACAAAACAUGUAAUCCUGAAGAAAAAUUAUUUCUGCAAAAUAAUCUACACUAUAUAUAUAUAAAUAAUCAUUCUGAAGUCAGUUGUUUGAAUAUAGUUAGAUUUCUUGUUUUUAUCUAUACAUUAUAUGAUGUUUUACUUCCUUAUAAUGAGUUCAGAAUUAUGGACACAUUCUUUUCAGAGACUGAAAUUGUAUGUGAAUGCACAUUUGCUCAUUGUAAUUUUUCAAUAAAAACAAACAUGAAACAGAAAAUUAGCACUUUGAAAACCGGUAGCAUAAUAUUAUGCUUUUCGCUUUUAAACUUGGCAGACCGGUUGCAUAAUAUUAUGAUUUUAGGACAUGUUAUGUUGAAACACACUAUACCUUGUACUGGCGCCAGGCAGAUGCAUGACUGGUGCGUGAUAGACCUCUUGAAUGUUUGCUUCGUAGUCAGCAACAUGACCCAACUGUUUU